Molecule: messenger RNA, 1146 nt
Organism: Corylus avellana
Lineage: Eukaryota; Viridiplantae; Streptophyta; Magnoliopsida; Fagales; Betulaceae
Source: RefSeq, a predicted model, not a curated record
AUGGCAAUCUUUAAUGGUACUAGCUAUAGAGUCGUCAUUAUCCGUAUGUUCAUUAUGUUUUCUCUUUAUUUCUCAGAGUUCGGCUUUUUAGAAGUCAAUUCACUAGGAAUAAAUUAUGGUCGAGUGGGCGAUAAUUUGCUCGCACCUGAGAAGGUACUCAAUUUACUUACAUAUCUUAAUAUCUCAAAAACAAGGAUUUACGACGCUAAUCCGCAAGUUUUGACCGCAUUCGCCAAUUCCAACAUUGAAUUGGUAGUUACGGUUGAAAACGACUUGCUUCCUCAAUUAAUAAACCCAGUACAGGCCCUUCAAUGGGUAACCACUCACAUUAAGCCGUAUUUUCCUACCACUAGAAUUACGGGGAUAGCAGUAGGAAAUGAGAUUUUCACCCUUCAAGAUAAUACCCUAUUGCCAUAUCUUGUCCCAGCCAUGGUAAACAUUCAUGGUGCUUUACUCCAACUAGGCUUAGACUCGUACAUUAAAGUCUCUACUCCCAAUUCUCUAGAGAUUCUUGAAGAGUCAUAUCCACCUUCAGCCGGAAGUUUCAAAACCAACAUUUAUAACACCGUGAUAGAACUUUUAAAGUUCUUGUCAAACACCAAAUCUCCCUUUUGGAUCAAUGCCUAUCCAUUUUUCGUGUAUAAGGGGGGUAGUCCAAAUAAGAUUUCUUUGGAUUAUGUUUUGUUUCGUCCUACAAUAAGAAUCAUAGACCCGUACAGCAAGCUACAAUAUGAUAACAUGUUAUAUGCUCAAGUUGAUGCAGUCAUAUAUGCUAUUGCAAGAAUGGGCUUUGGUGCAAUAGAGGUUCAGGUUUCUGAGACUGGUUGGCCAUCAAAAGGGGACCCUGAUGAAAUUGGUGCAACCUUAGAAAAUGCUGCCAUUUACAAUGGGAACUUAGUGAGACGACAAUUGGAAAAUGAAGGGACACCUUUGAGGCCUAAUAUGAGGCUUGAAGUUUAUUUAUUUGCUUUGUUCAAUGAAGAUUUAAAGCCUGGACCGACAUCAGAAAGGAAUUACGGUCUUUAUCAACCUAAUGGAGCCAUGUGUUACAAUGUAGGGCUCCCUGCCCUAUCAAGUAAUACAAUACCUUCAACGGAUCAUAAGCCCCCUGGUCAUGCUUCCUCUGCUAUCAAGGUAAAGUCAUAG